Messenger RNA from Phytomonas sp. Hart1, 396 nucleotides. The record is from the annotation of a GenBank genome assembly. Lineage: Eukaryota; Euglenozoa; Kinetoplastea; Trypanosomatida; Trypanosomatidae.
AUGCUGCUGCCCUUCUCGCGCAUUUCGGUUGAGCUGGCGGACGACAACCCGCCCGAUUCGAAGGGGGGCGACGACGUCAGCUGUGAUCAAAGGCCUGCCGGCAUGCUUGCCUCGCUUCUUUAUCGAGCCGCGAGCUCAGCGGGGGUGAUGGGGGGCUCUGGGAAGUCGAUUUUGAACUACCUGUCGUGUGAGUGGAACUUCCUGCCCGUGCCAGGGCACCCGAACGAGGUUGAGGUGCGCUUCGCAUUGGUGUUCGAGUUUAGAAACCCCCUCUACAGCAAGAUUAUUUCAUCUAAUAUAGUCGACGUCAUGACGCGGGGCUUUGAGAAGCGGUGCGAGCAAUUAUAUGGACCUCCGUCGAAGCCGAAGCGGGUGCUGUACCCGUCUAGAGUUUAA